Messenger RNA from Budorcas taxicolor (takin), 513 nucleotides. It is a transcript of the gene RPL27, whose product is annotated as ribosomal protein L27. Gene Ontology annotation, biological process: translation. Gene Ontology annotation, molecular function: structural constituent of ribosome. Gene Ontology annotation, cellular component: cytosolic large ribosomal subunit; ribosome. Lineage: Eukaryota; Metazoa; Chordata; Mammalia; Artiodactyla; Bovidae. The transcript is spliced from 5 exons. Bases 67 to 477 code for a protein of 136 amino acids. The record is from RefSeq and is a predicted model, not a curated record.
GGGUGAAAGGUUAGCGGAAGUGCCCUUUCUUCCUUUUUGCUGUAGUCCCGAGUGGUAGCUACCGAAAUGGGCAAGUUCAUGAAACCCGGGAAGGUGGUACUGGUCCUGGCCGGUCGCUACUCCGGACGCAAAGCGGUCAUCGUGAAGAACAUUGAUGACGGCACCUCAGACCGACCCUACAGCCAUGCUCUGGUGGCUGGAAUUGAUCGCUAUCCCCGCAAAGUGACAGCUGCCAUGGGCAAGAAGAAAAUCGCCAAGAGGUCAAAGAUCAAGUCUUUUGUGAAAGUUUAUAAUUAUAAUCACCUCAUGCCCACAAGAUACUCUGUGGAUAUCCCCUUGGACAAAACUGUUGUCAACAAGGAUGUCUUCAGAGACCCUGCUCUCAAACGCAAGGCCCGACGAGAGGCAAAGGUCAAGUUUGAGGAGAGAUACAAGACUGGCAAGAACAAAUGGUUCUUCCAGAAGCUGCGGUUUUAGGUCUGUCUCAGUUAAUAAAAAUAUUUUAAAAGUGUG